Messenger RNA from Verticillium dahliae VdLs.17, 1410 nucleotides. RefSeq lists its product as uncharacterized. NCBI's taxonomy places the organism in Eukaryota, Fungi, Ascomycota, Sordariomycetes, Glomerellales, Plectosphaerellaceae. Bases 1 to 1410 code for a protein of 469 amino acids. The record is from RefSeq and is a predicted model, not a curated record. Gene Ontology annotation, molecular function: GTPase activator activity. Gene Ontology annotation, biological process: positive regulation of TORC1 signaling; positive regulation of GTPase activity. The transcript has a single exon. Gene Ontology annotation, cellular component: cytosol.
AUGGUCACCGAAGGCCUGCCGGCCCCUUGCUCAACAUGCUUUGACGAGGCCGAACUCCAAGACCGACCACCCACGAGCGCCCCUACCUCCGUGCCGAGCUCUGUUGGACAAGCCACCGCAGCCAUCGCAGAUGCGAUGCGCAAGAUGAACAUGCAUGGCCACCGGAACUCUUCUCUCUCCAUGUCGGAACAAGAAGCCCAAAUAUCCCGAGCAGCGCUACUACGCAACGCCUCGUCACCUGCCGCCAAUACCUCCUCUCGCCCCUCUGCGUCAGCCAUCGAGACCCCGCCUGAAAGCCCGCGUAGAGUAUCCGAGCAGCCGGCACCACGUCGCGAAUCCAGCAAUUUUCGGAGAACAUACGACGAUAAUGUGACGAAACGCGCUGGCCCAUGCGAGAAUUGCGCCAUGACGCUACCACAGAGGCAAGGCCUCAAGGAAGAGAAGGACCCUAAAUCUGAACGGGGGCCGACGUUGCGCUCGCGAAUCCCUUGGGCCAAGGUGUAUACGUCGGAGGACACAGGCACAUCACCACCGCCCUCACAAACAUCUUCGGCCAGUGACACUGACGGCGAGGGUCAACCUCGGCGGCACACACGCAGAGCGACAGGCUCAACAACCACGCGAUCAAGCAUGUCCUCGACGAGUCGCAGUCUUCCGAGCCACACCCACUACGUCCACUACACCUCAACCCAUGAGCCCCUCAUUGCCAAUUCCUUCUCAAUCGUCCGCGCCUCUUGCCUUCGGGCCCUCUCCUUUGAGACCCUGCCUCGCACUCCGCAAUCGGGAAGCAGCGCCAACAGCUCAGCUGUGACCUCUGUUCCCACGCCGCAGUCUCCCAAUCCCACCUCACAGCCUUUCGUUACGACCCACAGUGCCGGCGCGGCCGCAUCAGGAGGCCCCAUCUUCUUCGGCGACCCUCUGGCUGGCUACACGAUCGCAUACAUAUUCCGCAUCCCUGACGUCCAUGCUCGUGGUCACAAGCGCGUUUACGCAUUUCUUGCUCUCAGCACUCACCGAGAGCGUCUAAUUAUGAAGAUAUUUGGCUUCAUUGCGGCCGCUUUCCGCGAGAUGGCAGCUUGGAUUCAGAAGCUUGCCGAGGCCGAGGCUGAGAAGGCAUCCGAAGCUAGCCCUGUCAUGGGAGGCGGCGGCUUCUACGGCAACGGCGGCGGCUUUUCCUCAAAAGCUUUACAAGAUCGUGGUGAUGGCUACGGCGGCCCUGACCGCGCCAGUGGCAGCAGCUUCUUGACCGGAGGAAGCGGCUUUACUCGCCGAAUGGGCGGCGGCGGCGGCGCCGUGUCGCUCAAAUCGCGUGGCGUGGCAGAGCUUGUCGGCAUGCCCGACUUCUUUAUCCAAUUACACGAGAAGUUUGUGCGGCUUCUGCUUGAGCUCGGCGUCAAGUUGAGCGCCUGA